UUAAUAAAUUUAUUUUGUCACAAAUUAUGCAUUAUGUGAUUUAUUUAAAUAUUAAAAAUAUCUAAUGUAUACUAAUUUUGAAUACAAAUAAUAAUAUUAUAGCAAGCUAUGUAAUAAUAUUUAAAUAAUGGCUCCACUAAUAAUUGAUUUUGAUAAAGUCUGUCGAUUAUGUCUUCGUGACGAUGAUGGAAAUAGUAAAAUGGUAUCAAUAUUUGAAAAACCAGUUCUUGAAGAGACCAUAAAAGAUUGUGUGCAAAUCGAGGUGUUAUUAAAUACUGAUGAACCUACUAAUAUAUGUACUAGUUGCAUAUUGAGUUUGGAUUCUUGGGUCAAAUUCAAAUUACUAUGUGACAAUACCAAUGCAUUCUUACAGCAAUACAGACAGGAUAAGAAUGAUUCUGACCUAGUGUUCAAUUCCGACAUAACAAACUUAGGACCAAUGGGAUUCACACCAUCUCAAAUGUCAGACUUGAGCAUCAGUUUUUUUGAAAGUGAUUCAUUAUGGAACGGUUUAUCACAACCAUGGAAUGAAAGUGAUCCUAUAUGUACCGAUUCGCCUGUUCCAAAGUAUAUGAAAAAAGUACAGCCACCUGAAGAUUUAAUUAAUGACACCAUAUCUGGUAAAGAAUGUUUAGAUUUAGCCUUGAGUGUAUUAAGCAAAAAAGACACUAAUUUUACCUAUACCAAAGCUAAUUGGUGGAAUCCCAAAGCUAUUUCUAUGAAAAAAAUAUUAAAAGAAAAUGAAAAACCUAUUUUAAAAAAUGGAAUUUCAAAAUCAAUGGCCAGAUAUAAUCGAUAUCAGCGUAAAACGUAUUCCUGUAACGUUUGUUUGGAAACUUUUACAAAAUUCAACGAUCUUAUUAUACAUGACUCAAAAGUGCACAUUGACAUGCCCAAGAACUUUAGUUGCAAAAAUUGUGGUAAAUUGUUUUUAUCUGAAGAACGUUUGGAAAUACAUGAAAAUGUUCAUAGAGAAAAAUCCUUUGUGUGUCAAAUAUGUCAAAAGAAGUUUACUCAACAAAAGACUCUUGAUAUACAUUUGAAUGUUCAUAUUGGUUUAUACCCUUGUCAGAAAUGUGACUUUAAAGCUCAGACAAUGUAUAAUUUAAAAAUUCAUGAAAAUACUCAUUCAAAAGUUAAAGACCAUUGUUGUCAAGAGUGUAAAAAGGAGUUUUCAACAGUAUCAUCAUUGCGUAGACACAAUCGUCUUGUUCAUCAAAAAUUAGUUUGGUUCCGUUGUGAUAAAUGUGAUUACUCCACAAGCCAACCAUCAAAUAUGAAGUAUCACAAGUCUAGUCAUGAUCCACAAAAUUGUGUUUGUGAUCAUUGUGGUGCACGUUUCAAAAAUCGAGAUCUGUUUAAGGUACAUUUAAAAACACACGAAGAAGCUAAGUUGAGUUGCGCUCAUUGCGAGAAACUUUUUAAAAAGAAGUCACACCUCAAGGAACAUUUGAGCAGUUGCUAUGUAUUGGGGCCUAGUUUAAAGAAAUAUAAAUGUGAUGUGUGUGAAAAAUGCUUCAUGAGAAUCAAGACUUUGCGUAUUCACAAAAAUAAAUGUCAUCCAAUUGUUAUUGACAUUUAAUUAAAAAAAAUUUUUUUUUCUUCUUUUUCCAUCUGAAAUUACAAUUAUCAUAAAUAAUUGUUUUAUAAACCUACAUUUACAUUUUAAUUAAUU
This is a messenger RNA of Rhopalosiphum maidis (corn leaf aphid), 1675 nucleotides long. Its product is annotated as zinc finger protein OZF-like. NCBI's taxonomy places the organism in Eukaryota, Metazoa, Arthropoda, Insecta, Hemiptera, Aphididae. The record is from RefSeq and is a predicted model, not a curated record. Gene Ontology annotation, biological process: regulation of transcription by RNA polymerase II. Gene Ontology annotation, molecular function: chromatin insulator sequence binding; zinc ion binding. Gene Ontology annotation, cellular component: chromosome; nucleus. The transcript has 4 exons. The coding region runs from base 128 to 1582 and encodes 484 amino acids.